Molecule: messenger RNA, 1594 nt
Organism: Salmo salar (Atlantic salmon)
Lineage: Eukaryota; Metazoa; Chordata; Actinopteri; Salmoniformes; Salmonidae
Product: collagen alpha-1(III) chain-like
Molecular function (GO): extracellular matrix structural constituent
Source: RefSeq, a predicted model, not a curated record
AGGACCUCAUUGUAGCACUACCUCCUGAUCCAGACUCUGCUGGACUCAUUGCACCAGGACCUCCUGAUCCAGACUCUGCUGGACUCAUUGCACCAGGACCUCCUGAUACAGACUCUGCUGGACUCAUUGCACCAGGACCUGGGCUUGUUCAUAGAUCUGCCAGAUGGCACCAAAGAACACCCGGCUACCACCUGCUUGGAGCUGUGGCUGUCCCAGCCCAACUUCACUAAUGUGCACCAGUCCCUCCUGCAGCCAAGCACCCCACAACAUGAUGCUGCCACCCCCUGUAACGGUCUUCGUCGUCCUCGGAUGAAGGGGAAGAGAAAUCAGACCAAAAUGCAGCGUGGGAUGUAUUACAUUGAUCCUAACCAGGGCAGCCCAGCUGAUGCCAUUCUGGUCUACUGUGACUUCACUGCAGCACCAAAGACUUGUCUGUCUCCACUCCAUCCUCAGGUGCCAAUGACGGCAUGGCUGAAGGAUUCUGGGACAAAUAGCUCAUUUCAUUGGUUGAGUUCAAUGGAAAAAGGCUUUCAAUUUGAGUAUCCAGGACCGGAUGUAGUGCAGAUGAGGUUCCUUAGGUUAAACAGCAGGCUCACCAGUCAGAACAUUAUCUACUCCUGCCAGCCUGGGAACAAACAGAGACCAGGGGAAAGAGAGGUGAAGUUCCUGGCAGACACACAAAGACAAAGUUACCUGGGGACAUUACGAGAUUGUGUGUCCUCUGAGGAGCUGGAUUCCGGAGAACGUCGUGAUUCAGGGUUCCAGUUUGAGAGCGAGGACCUCAAUCUACUUCCCCUGAGAGAUCUGGCAGUGUUUGGAAGCAGUGACCUCACACAGGAGUUUGGAUUCACUGUCGGGCCUGUGUGCUUCAGCUAAAGGAAGAGAGACACUCUCUCUAAGGACUGGCAAGAGCAGAGACAACAAUGAGACAACCACCAGACAACCUCCAGCUAGCGGGGAAAUGACUCAGAGAAACUGGAAAGAGACAGAGAAAGGCAUCAGCACCUCUCCACUUCUCAUGACAGAAUUGUUUAUUGACAAAGUAGAAGUACGAACCAACAGGACAAAGUGUGCUUUCUCUCUCCAAAGGUUAACCAGUUAACAAACAUGAACUGGUUGGUCUGUGGCCAGGGAUAUUCUUGGGAGAAAGUAUCUUUGUAUUUUGUGUACACUGAUUUCAUUUGUGAUAUUGAAACAUGCUUAUUUAUGUAAUUGGUUUAAAUGACGGCAGUUUCCUUAAAUGUUUAAGUUGCUAUAAUUCAGUUUUUUACAAACAUUCCCAUACUUAAUUCAGGUAUGUUCUUGACCAAGAGCACUGUGGUUUACACAACCUUCACUGCUGCAACUUAACAAUAUGUUCCAAAUCUGUGCUCACUCUACCCUUACAUCCCAAGUUAGAAACUAAGAAACAUAUUGAUCCCUUGGUCAAAAAGUAGGAAGACUAAUAUAAUGAUUAUUAGGAGCUAUGACAUUUUAUUUGGUGAUAACAUUUUGUGCAUUCUUGCAGCACCUGAGAGAUGCAGUAGCCUAACUACCAUUUGUGAUGUCUGUUGAUACAGAGGAACAAUGCGGUACUAUAAAACAUGUUCUCAAA